AUGCUUUCUCGUAGGAGUAUUUGUCGGUUGCGAUUACCGCUACUGCCACGGUAUCAAUCAACCUAUGUGCAUCCCGUUUCGAAACUGGGGCAGGAGCUCAGCGAGCAACUUGCGUCGGGCGAUACUAAUGAAUUGUAUUCUUCAUUGAAGGAUCAUCUCGAGAAAUUUUCAAAUGAAAUGACGGAUCCAACCACCUUGCAGAGGUCGUUUGGUUUGAACGCUCCGCUGGUUCAAUUUCUGAAAAAAUCUGCGACAGAUAAGGAAUCGCAUGUAGAUCCCUACCAGAUCCUCAAUACGCUGUGUGACUAUAAAGUGGCCAGAUCUCCUCAUUUCGAGGUUGUUUUGAGACACUUGUUGCUUCAUGGAUCGCCGCAGGACGUAAUCGCGUUGUGGGUGAAAUAUCUGGAAACCAUAGCAGAGAACCCAAAUGCUGUAUCUCGGUCGUUCAACAACCGCAAUGGUAACAACGAUUCCCACCAGACUAACGUAGCAUUGACAAGUAUAGCGUAUCUCAUGCUGCCCGAAGUCAAGCCUGAUUUCCAGAUGUUAUGUCAAAUUUUGCAAGUGGAUCAGAGUUCAGGCCAAAGAAUACCUUUUAACAAGAUAAAAUUUUUGAUCAAUUCGCUAUUCAAAGGUGAAAGAAAGGAGCAGUUGACAGAAAAUUCCAAAUCUUUGUUUCAUCAGUAUGUGAACUCUGACAAAGAAUCGUUUCUAAGACAGUUGGACGGCACUUUACAAUUCCAUCACCUGCAGGACCUGUACAAUCAGUACCGCGGAGGCUCUGUGGAUCCGGAAAUCAUUGCCAAGUUUAUGGAGAAAUUUCUGCUCUGUAACAAUCCAGCCGGCGCAGUCAAGAUAUUUAACGAGAAUAAGGCUUUGGACUCUUCUUCGCUGAAGAAUAUGCUACUAAUUGCCGUAGCGACUUUACCUGCUAAUACAAGAAACGUCAGAUUAGACCGAAUCUUGGCCAUCUGGAAUAGUCUCAUCAAGCCGGCCGGUCCAUCGGCCUCGUCAUACGCUUCCUUAGUCCAAGCACUCGGUGUAUCAAAGAACUUUGGAGCCUUGCAAAACAUUUGGGAUGAAGAAAUAUCAGAAGAUCUGAAGAAAGAUCCUGUUGUGUUAGAACCAUAUCUAACUGCGAUCUUGAAAGAUAACGACAAGGCCAAGUUUGACGAAAUAGCUGGGAAAUUACCUGCUGAUAUUACAUCCAUUGACUUGAUAAAUGCCGUACUCUCAAAGAUGGUAAAGGAUAACGUCUCUAAUGAGAAAUUCAACUCCUUCUUUACUGCUCAAUUUGCCAAAAGAGAAGAUUCAGGCUUGCAGAAGAGACCAAAUAUUGAAACUUUGGCCGUUAGGAUGUGGGCAAACUAUCACUACGCAGCUGAUAAGGAAUCGUUCGAUUUCCUCAAAAGUGUCUUUCAAAGCAAGAAGAACGUUUUGAAGGUGAAUGCUAUCAUUGAAAAUUUCAUUCGCUUGGCUCCAUCGAUAGAUCCUGUCCACAAAUUAUUUCCGCAAGUGAAGGAGCCUUUAGACACGAGAAAGUAUGGUGCCUUUAUUAAUGCAGAAUUUACUAAACCAGGCGGAAGUUACGAGAGGGCUGAGCAAAUCUUCAAAAACUUUCUGGAGGACUCGACGCCUCAUUCGAAAAAAAUAGACAGGUUUGUACUAGAACCAUUGAUCUGCGGUUUCAGCGAGCUUGCUAUAACCGAACGCGAUCCUAGCUUCCUGCUCAAAGUCUCCACCUACUAUACGUUUGCUUCCAAAGUCAACCUGGAACUAACAUAUCAAACUGUCGCCAGGAUUUUGCAUUCAUUAGCACUAGUUGCCAAAGAGAAUUCAGGAAAAUUUAAUACUCUGCAACAGCAGUUCGUUGAUCUUUUCCUGAAAGAUAUGGGUUCGAUGAAGAAUUUUAGCCCUAAUACACGGGAUGUCGAAACGUUACGCAAGGCAAAUGUAAAAAUAGGCGAAGAAAUCUCAUAG
Messenger RNA from Torulaspora globosa, 1980 nucleotides. It is a transcript of the gene MSC6, whose product is annotated as Msc6p. The record is from RefSeq and is a predicted model, not a curated record. NCBI's taxonomy places the organism in Eukaryota, Fungi, Ascomycota, Saccharomycetes, Saccharomycetales, Saccharomycetaceae. The coding region runs from base 1 to 1980 and encodes 659 amino acids. The transcript has a single exon.